UUGUUUUUUUCUCCAGGUUCCUUUUCUUUUAUUGUAAUUUUUCUGUUUGUCACUUCGCUAUCUACAUAUUGUCCUUAUUUUUUCUUCUUUCAUUUUCUUCAAUUUUAUUCAUAGUGAAUAAUGUCAGCAGCCAAGGAGAAAUCCGCUUCCAAGUUUUGGUUUAAACUUGGUAUGGGAAAACAUAAACGUUCAUCCAUCGCCUACUCUAACACCAUGUCUGGUGCGCAUAAUUCAUCAACCACUAUCCACAACGAGGAUGACAAAAAGAGUCGACGGUUUAGCGGAUUGUGGAGUAGCAAACAUACUUGCAAAAAACGCAUGACAUAUUACGGACAGGAGAUCCCACAGAUCCAACCAAAUAUCCCCCAUUCUGCUUCCAUGCAAAGAUCCUUGGAUACCAUGUCCGAAAAGCGUCUCCACGAGAACGCAGAGCGGGACAAAAUGCCACAUGCAGAAUUACCAAAAUACAACGCAGAUCCAAACCCGCUGGCAAACCACGUGAACCCCCUUCCGCAGCAAGUAGAUAUGGAGAGACAUAAACCGUUGGCAGGAUCAGCAAAAAGGAAUGGGUCUACGUCUGUAGCACGAGAAAACGAGAAUAAUCCAUAUUAUGCAAUGCCAUUACAAGGUAGAUCAGAUAUUGAUGAUCCAAAGGAGAAACGGCAGCCGGAAAGUAGGGCCAGUGCCAGAACCAACAACCAUGACGAAAAAAGUGCGCUGCUGGAUCAGCUAAACCAACGUCAAAUCAAACCCAACUCUAGACGAGACGUUUCUGCAAGGGCAACAAACGACAGCUUUUCCCAUCCCACAACAUGUUGCCAUUCGUCCCAGGAUUCCGAUUCUCCAUGCCACGAUCAACUGUCAGCGACCAAUACGAUCAACACAGACUCAGAGUCAGAGAUAAGCAUAACAAGAUUGCAGCACGAGGCGGCGCAAGCCAUUGACGCAAGCGUGAUUCAAUCACUCCAGAAAGAACUGGAACAGGAACGGUCCAUUGUCAUGGUGUUACAAAGACAGAAGCAAGCCAUUGCCAAGGAUCUGGAUUAUUUCAGCCAAACCGUGGAUGAGCUUACUACAGUCAAUGGGACGUUAAAGCAACAACUCGAACAAGAAAAGAUCAAUAACAAGCAAAAGGAAGAAGAUCUCAAUGUGUUGUUGGAAAAGUUGAAAGCGGCCAAUGCUUCCGCAAGAGAGCAAUCUUCCAUGGUCGACCAAAUUCAAGGAGAGCUCGAGUCAGCCCAUACAGAGAUACAAGAGGAGCGAGAAAAGCUCCAAAGGUGUCAAAUGGACUUGCGAGACAAAAAUGAGGAGAGUGAAACAUUAAAGACUCGAUUACAAGAGAAAGACGAACAAGUCAUUUCACUAAAGUCUCAAUUGUAUGCGAAAAGCGAAGAGACCGAUUCGUUAAAGAGUCAGCUACAGCAAGCGCACGAACAACUCCAGAUCCUGAAAUCGACGAUCGAGCAAUUGGUGAAAAUGCAACAAAGCAUGAAUAUUGCUCGCCCUGUCAUCAGCGCCUCCUCUCCACUGACAGAUUCUCUCCUUCACACGCCAAGUGCAUCUCCUCGUAUCCAGCCUGCACACACACCGGUCCUAACGAGGGAUGAAAAGCCCCUGCCUCGCAGUAGCAAGCUACCCAAAUCAGGAUCCAACUUAAUGACGGUUUCUGCCUCCACCUCAUUACUGCCCACCUAUGGUCGUCGAGAUAAACGGGAUUCUCUCGGCCCUGACGACUCCUCUUCUUCCAGCGAUGAAGUAUCCUCACCUACUUCUCUUCAAGGAGAUAAUCUGGAUAUACAGCUCGUCCAUCUGACAAAGAAAAAAGAAAAGUUACAAUCUUCUUAUUCAAAGAUCCCGCUGUCAGGAGGCGGUCCUCAAACCCGUCGACGUAAAGAGGAAUUGGAGAAUAUGCUUGAUGAAGUAGAUAGCCAACUCAGCAAAGUCAAGCAAAAGAUUAAAAGAAUGUAAAAAAAAGAUUCUGAAAAAUGUUUAAAAAUGCAAAAAAUACAUAUAUUACAGAGUAUAUCUAUCAACUCGUUCACCAGAACAAGUGAC
This is a messenger RNA of Radiomyces spectabilis, 2055 nucleotides long. RefSeq lists its product as uncharacterized. NCBI's taxonomy places the organism in Eukaryota, Fungi, Mucoromycota, Mucoromycetes, Mucorales, Radiomycetaceae. Bases 121 to 1968 code for a protein of 615 amino acids. The transcript has 12 exons. The record is from RefSeq and is a predicted model, not a curated record.